Messenger RNA from Penicillium mononematosum, 1092 nucleotides. RefSeq names its product putative oxidative stress response protein Oxr1. The record is from RefSeq and is a predicted model, not a curated record. The transcript is spliced from 3 exons. Gene Ontology annotation, cellular component: nucleus. Lineage: Eukaryota; Fungi; Ascomycota; Eurotiomycetes; Eurotiales; Aspergillaceae. Gene Ontology annotation, biological process: response to oxidative stress. Bases 1 to 1092 code for a protein of 363 amino acids.
AUGUCGUCCACGUCAGAAAAUAUCCCCUCCGACACCCCCACCUCCUCCACCUCCACGGGAUCAGCAUCCCAACCCACCGAAAAACCACCCUACCAAUCCGCCUCCUACUCCUCCUACUUCUCCUACCCAGUUACCCACGUCGUCUCAGGACUCUACCGCCGCAUAACAGAUCCAGACCUAGCCAAAGAAAUGCCCUCCGCCAUGCCAUGGUCACGGUCCUCCUCCUCAUCCGAAGUCUUCACACCACGCAGAACAGCCUCACCCUUCCAACCACCACCGCUCACACCCCUCACCCUCGAAAUCCCUACAGGAGCAGACCUCCUCCAGCAGCAGCUCCUGACACGCGCCCUGGCAGAAGAAAUCCGACUACUAGUACCACCCCGCCUCCAACUCGCCGAAACCUGGCGUCUAGCCUACAGCCUAGACCGCGACGGCGCCUCCCUUUCCACCCUCUACGAGAACUGCGCCCAGUUCUCGCACCGCAGCCCGCGGGCGGGCUACGUCCUCGUAAUCCGCGAUUCCUCCCCUUCCAGCUCCGUCUUCGGCGCCUACAUGACAGACGCCCCACACCCGGACUCGCAAUUCUACGGCACGGGCGAGUGCUUCCUCUGGCGCGCCAGCUCCGAGGAAGCCCUUGAGCGCGCUGGCCUCCCUCCUCCCCCCUCCGCCGAUACCACUACCGCCGGGCGCUGGAGUACCCUACGUAACGACAAGUCGAAACCCCCGCGCGCGGAAUCCCCGGCUCACAAUCUCAAUAUGAAUAUUAAAACCAAUCUCGCGGCUGCGAGCGGUGGAGUCCUGGCGCCUCCAUCGCCUUCCUCCAUUCAUACCCCUUCGCGGAGUGGUGCGAGUACCCCCGAACGCAUUCGUUUCAAGGCUUUCCCGUACAGUGGGGUUAAUGAUUAUAUGAUCUUCUGUGAAACUGGAUUUGUCAGUCUAGGAGGCGGUGACGGUCACUACGGAUUGUGGCUUGACAGCAGUCUUGAGAAGGGUGUCAGUGCAUCCUGUCAGACCUUUGGCAACGAGCCUCUCUCGGAUGAAGGAGUCAAGUUCGAUGUUCUUGGGGUGGAGGUGUGGUAUGUUGGUUCUUGA